AUGACGCGGAAAAGGCUGCACUCUGUAGCUGUAUGGGGAUUCUUCGCGUGGGAAAUAGCUGUGUUGCUAAGUCUGGUGGCGUCUAAAGAGCCAGAGAGUCCUCAGGGGAGAGCAGUGCAUCCUCCGUCACCCUCUGACUUCUUGGACAAACUCAUGGGGAGAACCUCAGGCUACGACGCCAGAAUUAGGCCCAACUUUAAAGGUCCUCCUGUGAACGUAUCAUGCAACAUAUUCAUCAACAGCUUUGGCUCCAUAGCUGAGACUACAAUGGACUACAGAGUGAACAUCUUCCUCCGUCAAAAGUGGAACGACCCCAGGUUAGCGUACACAGAGUACCCUGACGGUUCUCUGGACCUGGACCCCUCUAUGUUGGACUCUAUCUGGAAACCUGACUUGUUCUUCGCCAACGAGAAAGGUGCCCAUUUCCACGAAGUCACCACAGACAACAAGCUGUUAAGAAUAUUCAAGAAUGGCAACGUCCUCUAUUCUAUACGAUUGACAUUAACCCUUUCCUGUCCGAUGGACCUGAAGAACUUCCCCAUGGACGUACAGACGUGUAUCAUGCAGCUAGAGAGCUUUGGCUACACAAUGAAUGACCUGAUCUUUGAGUGGCAGGAGAAUGGACCAGUCCAGGUAGCUGAUGGGCUGACCCUCCCACAGUUCAUAAUGAAGGACGAGACGGAUCUGAGAUACUGCACCAAGCACUAUAACACAGGGAAGUUCACGUGCAUCGAGGUGCGUUUCCACCUGGAGAGACAGAUGGGUUACUACCUGAUCCAGAUGUACAUCCCCUCUCUCCUCAUCGUCAUCCUCUCCUGGGUCUCCUUCUGGAUCAACAUGGACGCCGCGCCCGCUAGGGUGGCACUGGGCAUCACCACUGUGCUCACCAUGACCACCCAGAGCUCCGGUUCUAGAACGUCUCUGCCUAAGGUGUCCUAUGUGAAGGCCAUCGACAUCUGGAUGGCGGUGUGUCUGCUCUUCGUAUUCUCCGCUCUGCUCGAGUACGCCGCCGUCAACUUUGUCUCCAGGCAACACAAGGAACUCUUAAGACUCCGCCCUCGGAGAACGAAGAAGAAGGACGACGAUGUGAGGGAGAGCCGCCUCAGCUUCACCACCACGACCGGCAGUGGCGGCACUGCGGUCAAGGACGGCACCAUCCCCAAGGCCACCAACAACGCCACCACCACCCCGGGCGCCGCGGGGCCACAUCCCGCCCAGCACCCUAAGAAGGACCCGGCCACCAAGAGCCACGAAGAGAUGAGAAAGCUGUUCAUCGACCGCGCCAAGAAGAUCGACACGGUAUCGCGGGCGGGUUUCCCCCUGGCCUUCCUGUUUUUUAACAUUUUCUACUGGGUCCUGUACAAGAUUCUCCGGGCUGAGGAUGUGCACAAGGACUAGUACAGAACACUACAGUACAGUAGGGUACAUUACAGUACAGUAGGGUACAUUACAGUACAGUACAGUAGGGUACAGUACAGUACA
Messenger RNA from Salvelinus namaycush (lake trout), 1482 nucleotides. RefSeq names its product glycine receptor subunit alpha-3-like. NCBI's taxonomy places the organism in Eukaryota, Metazoa, Chordata, Actinopteri, Salmoniformes, Salmonidae. Bases 1 to 1398 code for a protein of 465 amino acids. Gene Ontology annotation, molecular function: transmitter-gated monoatomic ion channel activity; transmembrane signaling receptor activity; chloride channel activity. The record is from RefSeq and is a predicted model, not a curated record. Gene Ontology annotation, biological process: nervous system process; signal transduction; regulation of membrane potential. Gene Ontology annotation, cellular component: synapse; plasma membrane; neuron projection. The transcript has 9 exons.